Molecule: messenger RNA, 1624 nt
Organism: Cornus florida
Lineage: Eukaryota; Viridiplantae; Streptophyta; Magnoliopsida; Cornales; Cornaceae
Product: WAT1-related protein At2g39510-like
Exons: 7
Coding region: 142-1278 (378 amino acids)
Cellular component (GO): plasma membrane
Molecular function (GO): transmembrane transporter activity
Source: RefSeq, a predicted model, not a curated record
CCUAGAGUUGACACAAUUACGUGUAGAUAUAAAGUUUGUUCGUGAAAAAUCCUAUAUAUACGUAAGUGCAGGAUUGCUACUUAUUACUUGCAUUACAGUAGAAAGAGAAAGAGUAGAGAGAGAGAGGAACAUUAAAUCAUCAUGUCGAAGGAGUCCUCUUCACAGCUUUUUAAUAGAGCAAAGCCAUUCUUGGGUGUGGUUUUUUUGCAGUUUGGACAAGCUGGUAUGAGUAUUAUUGCUAAAUUUGCUCUAAACCGAGGCAUGAAUCAUUACACAUUUGCCGUCUACCGGAACACCGUGGCCUUUGUUGUCUUUGCUCCUUUUGCUGUGUUCUUCGAAAGGAAAGCGAGGCCAACGAUGACCUUGUCCAUCUUCCUCAAGAUAACGUUGCUCAGCUUAUUGGAGCCUGUUAUUGACCAGAACUUGUACUAUACUGGGAUGAAGUAUACAACAGCCACUUUUUCCGCAGCCAUGUGUAACAUCAUGCCUGCUAUAACAUUUCUAAUGGCUUGGACACUAAGGCUUGAAAGGGUGAAUCUUAGGAGAUUUCAUAGCCAGGCUAAGGUGGUGGGGACAUUCGUGACGGUCGGCGGAGCAAUGAUUAUGACACUAAUUAAAGGACCUAUAAUUGGAUUACCAUGGACCAAAGAGACAAGCUAUGUUCAAUCCGAAGAUGCUGCAAAUGAACAAAAUCAUAUUAAGGGUUCUCUCAUGAUCACAGCUGGUAUUCUCUGCUGGGGUAGUUUCUACAUCCUGCAAGCAAUUACAUUGAAGUCAUACCCAGCAGCACUCUCUCUCACCUCUUUGAUAUGCAUGAUGGGUGCUGUGGAAGGUGCCAUGCUGACUCUUAUUGUUGAAAAGGGCAACACUGCAAUCUGGUCCAUACACUGGGAUACUAAACUCUUAUCUGCACUUUAUGGUGGAAUAAUCUCUUCUGGAGUUAGUUAUUACAUGUCCGGAGUAAUAAUGAGGCAAAAGGGGCCUGUUUUUGUGACUUCUUUCAACCCUCUAAGCAUGGUUAUUGUUGCCAUUUUGGGCUCUCUCUGUUUAUCUGAGAUAUUGAACUUAGGAAGGGUUAUUGGAGCCGUUGUCAUUGUUACCGGCCUAUAUCUAGUCAUAUGGGGUAAAAGCAAAGAUGAUCAACCAUCGUCGAACAUGACUAAUGAACAGGUACUUCCAAUUGAACAGUCGACGCCUACGAAGAAUGGUGAUAUAGAGAUUUCAAAUCAUGAGGCAGUUAAUGUUUCCAAAGUAAUACCUAAAGAUGAAGCCGUUUGAAGAAAUUUCUCACAAGUUCCAUCAACCUGACUUAAUCUCCAUUAGUGUCAUGUUUGUUUCCUCUGAUGACAAAUGCAGUAGUAAUGCAGAGGUAUAUUUUGUGGUGGAAACACAGUCCACAUAUUCCUCUGGUGUCUUCCUGAUGUGGAUUUCCAUUACCUAAGUCGUGUGUUUAUAGAAAGAGAAUAUAUAUAUAUAUAUAUAUAUAUAACCCCAUUAACAUUUAAGAGCAAGAUGUAUGUGUCGGGCAAUAGCUGAACCAUUUCCUAUAUUUUUAAUACAAGAAAUGUUGUGUACUCAUCUGUAGUGACUUAAGUGCCUUCUUGAGUGCAUUAUUUAUCCAUUA